This is a messenger RNA of Eurytemora carolleeae, 1156 nucleotides long. RefSeq lists its product as uncharacterized. NCBI's taxonomy places the organism in Eukaryota, Metazoa, Arthropoda, Copepoda, Calanoida, Temoridae. The coding region runs from base 227 to 712 and encodes 161 amino acids. The record is from RefSeq and is a predicted model, not a curated record. The transcript is spliced from 4 exons.
AACAAUAGAGAAUAUUGUCAGUAUAAACCACUUUUCAAAAUGUCGAUAUAUUUUCCUCCUUAUAUUAGUUAGAUAAAGGUUUAAAGGGUAUACCACUGUAUCCGAACUAACAAUUAAAAAUUUUUACUGAUCGUUAUAAAGAUUUUAUGAAUUUACUAUCUAAGAAGUAAGAAGUAGUAUUCCAGUGCAUUGAAGUCUAAUCCUUGCUACAAUACAGGCCACACAUAUGCUUCUCGUUAUAUUGCUGAUUGCUAGCUCUGCCUUCAGGAAUAUUCAAGAGGUCGAGUCCUUCACAUGGGGCGAGGUGGGGUCAAGUUGGGAGGAUAUCAAAGAAGCAGAUUAUUAUGGUAGUGAAGAAGCUGAUGUGAUCCCUGAAAUACAGAACAAUGGUUUCCAGAAACUAAUUUACUGGCUUGAACAUCAGAUAACCAGGAAGAAAAGUUUUGAAGAGUUUACUGAGCUUCAACCAGAGAAAAUAUCUGAUAAAGAUAAUGGAACCCUGAAUUUGUCUCUUCCUUCGGUUAAAUCAAAUGGAACUGACUAUGCCGGCAGCAUGACUCAGAAAAAGAAAUCUAACAAAAAGAAAGCUAGCAAAAAGAAAGCUAACAAAAAGAAAGCUAACAAAAAUAAAUCUCAGAAAAUUAUAUCCAAGAAAAUGAUAUCUAACCAAAAGAAAUCUAAGAGAAGGAAAUCUAAAUCCUCUGGCUAUUAAGUCCGCCUGCUACUAGGGCUGUGUACAAUUCUGAUAAUGAAAAUUGAAAAUUAAUGGAAGAGUCUGUUAACAAACGGGAAAAACCGUUAAUUUUCAGAUCCUUAACUGCUGUUUUUGAAAGAAAAAAAUUAUAAAUGAAAACAAAAAACAAAAUUUAAAAAGGGUGAAUUUCGUUAACGGCUCAUACCGUAAACGAUGUAUAAAAUAUCUGCCUUUUACGUCAUUAGUAAUAUCGAGAUCAUUAACUAACGGUUGCUGUAAAAAAAGUAUUGUUAACAAAAGAAUUAUUGCGUUUCAAGCUAAAAUACGAACAUCUCUGAAAAAAAACGAAUUGUUAGAAAAAGUCAGAAUUUGCCCAGCCCUACCUACCGCGGAGAAUACUAUUUUACAUAAUGUGAUUUGUAACCAUUAAACUUAUAAACAUUAAAUUUCUGCAAAAAUGAA